Messenger RNA from Fomitiporia mediterranea MF3/22, 474 nucleotides. RefSeq lists its product as uncharacterized. Lineage: Eukaryota; Fungi; Basidiomycota; Agaricomycetes; Hymenochaetales; Hymenochaetaceae. The annotation marks the transcript as partial. The record is from RefSeq and is a predicted model, not a curated record. The transcript has 3 exons.
AUGUCUGAUCAAAAUAAUAACAAUAAUUCAGGACCUGCGAAGGGCAAUAAGCCGUACAGCUCACAGCCCAGGAUUGGUAGGAUUGGUCAGUGGGGAGCCUCAAGCGGCGCAUCGUCGGGAAACAGUAGUCGUUCUGGCAGUGGUCCGCGCUUUGCGACGCUCGGUGAUCUUGGCUCAUCGGGUGGAAGGCCAGAACAUCCUGCCCAUCCAGAAGAUAGCGACAAUGAAGGUGAAGGUGAUGGAAGGGAAGGUCAGACUUGGUUCACUGGCGGCGAGAGAAGUGGACUUUCUGUACAAAAUCCGAAUCGUAGCGGUGAUGGCCCCGAUGCAUCAGGUGCAGACCUAGUCAGAAGCCUCCUUAAGAAGGCUGCUGAUGCAUCCGCAGGACCUGCACCUCGCUCUGCGUUUAGUGGUUCUGGUCACACCCUCGGAAGUGACGAUGUUGAAAGCCAAUUUGUCCCCGAUCCAAAUGCU